Fundulus heteroclitus (mummichog) is the source of this 1515-nucleotide messenger RNA. RefSeq names its product zinc finger protein 664-like. NCBI's taxonomy places the organism in Eukaryota, Metazoa, Chordata, Actinopteri, Cyprinodontiformes, Fundulidae. The transcript is spliced from 2 exons. The record is from RefSeq and is a predicted model, not a curated record. Gene Ontology annotation, biological process: regulation of transcription by RNA polymerase II. Gene Ontology annotation, molecular function: DNA-binding transcription factor activity; RNA polymerase II cis-regulatory region sequence-specific DNA binding. Bases 33 to 1019 code for a protein of 328 amino acids.
GCAGCUUUCCAUUAACUGCUGCUCCUAUCAACAUGUUGUAUGACGACAUUAAAGAAGAGGUCCCUGAAGAAAACAAUCCUGAUGUGGACCAGCAGGAGCUGGAGCUGCUCUACAUAAAGGAGGAAGGGAAAAUAACCUGGGCCAGCCAGAAAAGAGAGCAACAGAAUUUCAAGGAGGAGACUGACGAUACCAGGUUUCCAUCAACUGUUGUUAAUAUGAAAAGUGAAGAGGAUGAAGAGAAACCUCCAUUCUCUAACUAUGGUCAACAGCUAACAGAAGCCAGAUAUUUUACAACCGGCACUUCAACUGACUUUAUAAAAGUGAUCGUUAAAGAUGAGGCUUCAGAUGUGGAUUCAAUGAAAAUAGUUGUAGAUAGUACAAAGGUUAAUUUGAAAAAUCCAAAGACCAGCAUAAUAAGCCAAACCAGGGAGAAAUCCUUUGGUUGUGAUGAUUGUGGAAAAAGAUUUUCUGCCAGCUCAUCCUUAAAAAGACAUAUGAUAAUCCACACAGGAGAGAAACCUUUUAGUUGUGAUUUAUGUGGGAGAAGAUUUACCUGGAAGGCACAUUUCGAUAUGCAUAUGAUAAUCCACACGGGAGAGAAACCUUUUGGUUGCGAUUUAUGUGGGAUAAGAUUUACCUGGAAGGCACUUUUCAAUAUGCAUAUGAGAAGCCACACAGUAGAGAAACCUUUUGGUUGCGAUGCAUGUGAUAAAAGAUUUCUCACAAAGUCAUAUUUAAAGAUACACAUGAGAAUCCACACAGGAGAGAAACCUUUUGGUUGCGAUAGGUGUGGUAAAAGAUUUUCUGCCAGCUCAUCCUUAAAUAGACACAUGAGAAUCCACACAGGAGAGAAACCUUAUAGCUGUGAUACAUGUGGGAAAAGAUUUUCCAGAAAGCUAAACUUAAAUUCACACAUGGAUAUCCACACAGGCGAAAAACCCUUUGCUUGUGAUGCUUGUAGUAAAAGAUUUCGCUGGAAGUCAGAAUUAAGUAGGCACAUGAAAUUACAUCUGCAAUAGACUGUCCACGUUAUACCCCGCCUCUCGCUCAUUGACAGCUGGUGAUCGGCAUCAGCAACCCUCGCGACCCGAACAGUGUGUUGGAAAUUGGAUGCAUGGACGAAAUUACAUAUGCGAGAGACACCUUUUGGUCGUGAUGAUUGUGAGAAAAUGUUCCUGGAAAGUCAGAGUUAAGAAGACUCAUGAAAAUUUACACAAGAAAGAAACAUGUUUGUUAUGAUGUUUAUGAAAAACAGCCGAUUCACACAACAAUGUUAAAAGAUUAUGUUAUAUUAUUGUACUGGAGCCAUAGAAGCAAAAAUCAUGUUCUAAUGGACAUUAGGAUCUGAGAGACAAUGUAAAUGAUUUAUGAUCAGAACCCUGCAACCGUUGCAUGUUGUCAACACUUAAUAGUUUGUUGGAAACAGCAGAGAUAAUACAGUCUAACAGCAGCUGGGAUGAAGGACUAAUGAAAGUAUGCUAUUGAGUAUAUGGGUUUCAGCAGUCUGUUGCUGAA